GUUCCCGUGAGGGGUAGUGGUGUCCCAAUCCAUCUUUGCGUGUAGGGGUAGUGGACAUAACGAGGGGGAGGGGCCAUGAAUCUCGCCCUUCAGAGCGAGGGAGAUCAGAUGCUGACUCGCCGAGCGAGGGCCGGUAUAAUUUCCCAGAGCGCUUUGCGGCUCCAUUUCCAAAACAACAAUGGCGACCCCCGGAGAGCGAGAGGACCCGGAGAAGAAAGUUUACAAAUGGACUCCGAAUCAAGUCCGACACCUGAUAAGGUAUCGGACUAGCAAGGAGGACCUCUUCACCAAAAAGAAAUACGCUGCUAAAGCGCUAUGGGAGAAACUCAUCAAAGAACUGGACCUGGAGGGCAAGGUGACCACAGCACAGGUUUCCAAGAAAUGGGAAAACCUCAAAAAGAAAUAUAAGGACCUCAAAACUCCCAAGACUGGGUCAGGGACUGACUGUGGGGAAGUCACAGCAGCCACGUGGAUCUUCUAUGAAGACAUGCAUGCAGCUUUGGGGGCCAGACCUUCAGUUCAGCCUCCAGUGUUGGUAGCAUCUUAUGAAGAUCCCACACAAAUCCUCAUGAACAUAAUCAACCCUCCGCUGUCACCAGUGUCCUCUCCCUCAACUCAGGCGGAAAGCACAGAGAACACUUUGGAAGAGGCCAGCACAUCAUCAGCCCCCAGCCCUGCAUCAGCUGGAAGUGCCUCUGACCCACCACCAACCACUGCAUCUUCCUCAAAACGGGCAGCAGGUCUGCUUCCAUCCUCACCACCCCCCAAAAAAAGAAAGAACCCUGUGCUGGACUUCCUGAAGGAGGAGUCUGCAAAGGAACAGCAACGUCAUGAGGAGAGUGAGGCGAAAAUGGACAGGUUUUUAAGCUUAUUUGAGCAGCUUGUCAACAAAAUUCCUGAUAAGCAGUAGUAGAACACAAACAUCCCUACACUGUUCUUUUUUAAGAUGGUUAUUUCACAGCAAUUUAUAUGUAUAUAUUAUAGUUAUUUGUGUUCAUAUUAUUGAUAAUUUAUUUGUUCAUAGCAUUGUAUUACGGCAUUGUUUUUCGCUUUGUAAGUAGUUACUUCAUAAUUUAAAGAAACAGCACUUUACUUUUCUUGUCUUGUGUGCAAUAUCUUUGUUUAAAAUAGUUGUUUAAAAGUUGCUGCAGUUUGUGUUCAAUAAAUCCGGUUUUGUUUAAAGAACUUAGUUGUAAUUCUUUUUCUGCUGUGAUACAAAAAUACAAGUGCAUCAAAGAUGAUUUUAAUGUUUUUUCUUCCACACUCCAGGGCUCAGAUAAUCCUGCACAAAAAAAUAAUUUUGUACAAAUCAUAUUUAUUUUAAACCAGUUUUCAGAGGUCAGUGGUGACAACCAUAAAAAGAAAAAGUUCAACUUUUCAUUUUUACAUAUUUACAGGCCAUUAACUGACAGUAACCAGUGACUGACAAUAUGACGA
This is a messenger RNA of Salarias fasciatus (jewelled blenny), 1437 nucleotides long. RefSeq lists its product as uncharacterized. The coding region runs from base 179 to 910 and encodes 243 amino acids. The record is from RefSeq and is a predicted model, not a curated record. The transcript has 6 exons. NCBI's taxonomy places the organism in Eukaryota, Metazoa, Chordata, Actinopteri, Blenniiformes, Blenniidae.